AUGGCGAGGGUCGGGGGGAAGCGGCAUUGGUGGAAGAGGGACGGCGGCGAUUACCGUUUGACCUCACUUCGAGUCAAAACAAAGGUCCUGAAGGACAUGGAGGGCAGCGGCAGCUGCAGCAGCCUCCGGAUGUUUCGGCUGCUGCAGGGCGACGUGGGGUCGGGGAAGACCGCGGUGGCCUUCCUGGCGAUGCUCAGGGCCGCCGGACAGGGGUCGCAGUCGUGCAUGCUCGCCCCGACCGAGGUGCUCACGGUGCAACACCUACAGACUCUGAGGUCGAUGGCCGAGGGCAUCGAGCGGCCGGAUGGAAAGGGGAACCUGAGGGUGGAGCUGCUGACGGGCAGCAUUAAGGGGAAGGCGAGGCAGCAGCUGCUGAACGACGUCAAGAGUGGGGAGGUGGACAUUCUGGUGGCGACUCACGCGGUGCUGACGAGCGCGUCUACGGCUUUCCGAGAUCUCGGCCUGGCCGUAGUGGACGAGGAGCAGCGGUUCGGGGUGGAGCAGAGGGACAAGUUGACUGGCUUUGCGCAGCACGUGCUCUAUCUCUCGGCUACCCCCAUCCCGAGGAGCUUAACGUUGGCCCUCUUUGGCGACAUGGAGAUCAGCCAGAUCCGAGAGAUGCCGCGAGGCACCGCGAACAUCGAGACGACCCUCAUCCCUGUGGCCAAGGCGAAGGAAGUCAUGGACAGGCUCAAGGGUCGGGAAGACACCGAUGACAAGUCUGAGUCUAGCACUAGACAGCACCUCGCUUCGGCCACCGAGCGGUACGAUGCGCUCGUGAAGGAGCUCGGAGAGGAUAGGGUGACCCUCCUCCACGGCAAGAUGACCUCGGCCGAGAAGAACAAACGCCUCUCCGAGUUCUCCGGCGGGGAGAAGGGCAAGGGGCUCCGCGUGUUGGUGUCGACCAGCAUCAUCGAGGUCGGCGUCGACGUCCCCCGGGCAGGGGUGUGCGUGGUCGAAAACGCCGAGAUGUUCGGUCUCAGCCAGCUGCACCAGCUCCGCGGCAGGCUCGGAAGGACCGACCGGGGGAAGCGGGAGCGAUCAACGACAGCACCGACGGGAUCUUUGCAGCAGCCUGCUUCCCCCGAGGAGGACCCGUCGCAGGACAAGAGGCAAACCUCCCACUGCAUCCUGCUGUACGGGCCAGACGUAGGCAACGAUGCCACGGAGAGGCUCAAGGCCGUCCGAAAGACUCGCGAUGGGUUUCUGUUGGCGGAGAGGGAUCUGGCCCUCAGGGGCCCCGGGGAGGUGCUCGGGAUGCGGCAGAAGGGGUACAUCGAGGGAAAGUUCAAGGUGGCCGACCUCGCCCGACAGGGGUCCCUCGCCGAGCACGCCAGCAAGCGCGCCCGCCGUCUCGUAGAGAGCUGGACGCCUCGAGGCGCCGCCGCCGCCGCCGCCGCCGAUGCCGAGGAAGCCGCCGCUUCGGGGGCUCCGCGAGUGGGGGGCACCGUGGCUUUGAAAGAGGGGGGUGCCGGUGCUGACUAUGAUGAGGAGAGAGGCCGGCCGGAGAGCCUCGGGCUGCUGCUGGUGCUCUGCGGGCUGGGCGCCGAUGCGAAGGCUCUGCUGAGCGGCUUCGCGUCCAGAACGCCCCCUCCAGGCGGGGCGGACGGCGACGCCGCCGGCGUGGCGGCAGGCGGGGACGCGGACCGGGCAGGAGCGGCGGCGAGAGAGCGCGAGGCAAAGGAACACGCCCCCCAACGAGCGACGGAACUUCCACAGUCGUUCCCGGUUGCGGCAGCAACACCUGAUGAUGUGGAAAGCCUCAACACCAGCACCCCCGCUGCUGACGCCCCCCCCGCGUCGUCCUCCUCCGCCCCCGACUUCGCAGCCAGAGCGGAGGCGGAGGCGACGGCGGCGGUGGGGGUGUCGGGCUCGCGGAUGACUGCGGGCCCGGGCAGCAGUGGCAAAGAACCGGGGCCGGAGCUCGCGGUGCCCGCGGCGGUGUACUUCGACGACGAGGCGGACUUCUUGGAGAAGUCGGCCUCGGAGUACGCGGAGAUGAUGGAGGGCCAGGACGAGGAAGAUGAGUAUCUCUCGGGGUUCUCUUUCGCGCCCCCGCCCCCGCCGCCGCCGCCGCGUUUGCAGCCGGCAGGGCGGCAGCAGCAGCAGCACGAGAGAAGGUCUUCAGGAGAGGUGGCGCCGACGGGGCCUCCGGUGGGAGCUGACGGAGGUGCAUCGAGGGGGGAGGGCGUGGCGAUUAUCCGCCGGGCGGACUUGUCGGAGGGGACGCACACGGUAGUCGUGGUCGAUGUCGAGACGACGGGGCUCCGGGCUAAGGAAGACCGGGUCAUUCAGCUCGCGGCGAAGGUCUUGGGCAGCGAGAAUCCUAGGCACUCGUUCGCGGAGUUCGUCGACCCGGGGGCAGUGGGGGUGCCUCCCAGAGUCCGAGAGAUUACGGGGAUCACGCCGGAGAUCCUGGCCGCCAACGGCGCGCGCCCGUUCCCCCAAGUGUGGCCGGAGUUCGCGGCGUGGCUGUCGGGGGUCGUGGCCGAAGAGCAAGCGGAGGGCAGGGGCGAGGGCGGCGUCGUCUUCGUUGCCCACAACGCCCAGUUCGACCACAAGUUCCUCAAGGAAGAGGUGUCGCGAUGCGGCUUCAGCAGGUUCAUGAUGGGCCAGGACAUGGGAGUCGUGUGCAUCGUUGACUCCCUGAGGUGCUUGAAGGAGAGCAGCUUGUGGAGACAAAAAGCCUCUGACUUUCACAUGCCGACGAGGCCCAAGAAUUUCAAGCUCGGGGGGGUGUUCGAGCACCUGUACGGCUACGAAAUGCCAGACGCGCACAACGCGAUGGGCGACGUCGUUGGACUGGAACGCAUCCUGUCGGCGCCGGGCAUCAAUGAGGGGUGGCGAGGCGUGGCUAGCAGCCACCCCUCCUGCCAGAUACCCGUUCCGCGUUCCUUGGCGGAACUGCAGGCUGCGACGAACAUCGCCGCCCGCACGAGGAAACCCCCAGCAAGAAGAACCAAGGCAGACGGAUGGCGGUACUACAACAACCGACGGACCGGGCGAUGA
Ectocarpus siliculosus is the source of this 3009-nucleotide messenger RNA. The record is from the annotation of a GenBank genome assembly. Lineage: Eukaryota; Phaeophyceae; Ectocarpales; Ectocarpaceae.